Molecule: messenger RNA, 456 nt
Organism: Fusarium sp. VM40
Lineage: Eukaryota; Fungi; Ascomycota; Sordariomycetes; Hypocreales; Nectriaceae
Source: the annotation of a GenBank genome assembly
AUGUCCGCCAAGAGAGCAGUCCAAUCCAUCCUGUCUAAACCAUCACAGCCCCCAUCUUGGACGGCCUCAAAACGCAUCACGGAAUUUAUAGCGCACGUUGCCCCUGUAACAUGUCCCUCACAGGCCAGUUCGUAUGUCGAGUCUCUGCUCGAGUCGGACAAACGUAUACGCAAUGCAACGCACAACAUUACGGCGUGGCGUGUAAGAGCUGAAGGCAUUGAGCAUCAGCAGUUUAAUGACGAUGGUGAGUCGGGAGCCGGAUCCCGGUUGCUGCAGCUGAUGCAGUCAAUGGAACUAUGGGAUUCGAUGGUAGUGGUCACACGCUGGUACGGCGGUGCUCCCCUGGGGUCCAAAAGGUUCAGAUUAAUCACUGCCGUGGCUAGUGAUGCCUUUGCAAGGGCCGGUAUGAUCGGGGAUAAGAAGGAGGAAAAGGCUAAAGGGAAGAAAAAGAAGUAA